GUGGUCUGCACCGCGGAGGGCGAGUGCCCAGCGCGCGCGGGCUUCGGGUGUGCGCUGAGUCCGAAAAGUGCUAUGCUGCCCCGAGAGUCCUGGCCCGUGGUCUUGCAGUCCAGGGGGCUGGAUGGCAUGCUGGACCCAAGCUCAGCUCAGCGUCCGGGCCCAAUAAGGGCUUUUCCAAGGGAGCAGCUUUCUGUCCUGGCCACACUGAGGUGCAUAGCGUAAUGUCCAUGUUGUUCUACACUCUGAUUACAGCUCUUUUGAUCGGCAUUAAGGCAGAACCACACACAGAAAGCAAUGUCCCAGCAGGACACAGCGUCCCCCAAGCCCGCUGGACUAAACUUCAGAAUUCCCUUGACACAGCACUCCGCAGAGCCCGCAGCGCCCCGGCAGCGCUGAUAGCUGCCAGGGUGGCCGGGCAGACCCGCAACAUCACUGUGGACCCCAAACUGUUCAGAAAGCGGCGGCUGCGCUCCCCGCGGGUGCUAUUCAGCACCCACCCGCCACCUGUCACUGCAGACACUCAGGAGCUAGACUUGGAGGCUGGCGGUGCCGCCCCCUUCAACAGGACUCACAGGAGCAAGCGGUCAUCGUCACACCCCGUCUUCCACAGGGGGGAGUUCUCGGUGUGCGACAGUGUCAGCGUGUGGGUGGGGGAUAAGACCACCGCCACGGACAUCAAGGGCAAGGAGGUGAUGGUGUUGGGAGAGGUGAACAUCAACAAUAGCGUAUUCAAACAGUACUUUUUUGAGACCAAGUGCCGGGACCCCAAUCCCGUGGACAGCGGGUGCCGGGGCAUUGACUCCAAGCACUGGAACUCCUAUUGUACCACGACGCACACCUUCGUCAAGGCGCUGACCAUGGACGGCAAGCAGGCCGCCUGGCGCUUUAUCAGGAUCGACACAGCCUGUGUGUGUGUGCUCAGCAGGAAGGCUGGGAGAAGAGCCUGACCGGCAGCCUCCGCCCUCCCAGAGCUCCCCCACACUCUCCUGGCCCCUCCCUACCUCAGCCUGUAAAUUAUUUUAAAUUAUAAGGACUGCAUGGUAAUUUAUAGUUUAUACAGUUUUAAAAGGUCAUUAUUUAUUAAAUUUUUGGAAGCA
Molecule: messenger RNA, 1097 nt
Organism: Manis javanica (Malayan pangolin)
Lineage: Eukaryota; Metazoa; Chordata; Mammalia; Pholidota; Manidae
Gene: NGF
Product: nerve growth factor
Biological process (GO): nerve growth factor signaling pathway; positive regulation of peptidyl-serine phosphorylation; negative regulation of neuron apoptotic process
Cellular component (GO): axon; synaptic vesicle; dendrite
Molecular function (GO): growth factor activity; nerve growth factor receptor binding
Source: RefSeq, a predicted model, not a curated record